Molecule: messenger RNA, 2499 nt
Organism: Orycteropus afer afer
Lineage: Eukaryota; Metazoa; Chordata; Mammalia; Tubulidentata; Orycteropodidae
Gene: C1QL3
Product: complement C1q like 3
Molecular function (GO): protein binding
Source: RefSeq, a predicted model, not a curated record
UCACAGUAAUGCCAAACUCUCUCUGAGUGGGAUGAGCAGAGCAGAUGCUGCAAUGAGAUGCCAAAGCGGCUCCCCUUCCUCUGUGCCUUGGGUGCCUAUAAAUUGCUCCGGCGCGCGUUUGUCAGCCUCCUCUUCUCCUGGCAGGUGGUACCCAGGCAGAAUUCUGCGUUCAGUCUCACUCUCGCUCCGUUCCUGGCUGUGAGGCGCUCGCUACUGCUCGCUAGCUCGUCUGCCCCAGCUCAGAGCUUCGCCGAGGCUAUUGUGGCUGUGGCUGCCGCUCCGCACACCUCCGGGGCUACUCAACUGAGCUCGCGGACAGCGAGGCUCCUUGGGGUGCGCCUCUAUUAGAGUUGUGGUGGUUGCAAAGAAAAAAAAAAAAGGCAGAGGAAGGGCGAACAGAGCGAGCGAAAGAGGUGGAGAAGGAGGCAGAAAAAGGCAACUUCAGACGGAAAGUUAGUGUGAACUGGCGCAGUCUGCAAAAACGGAAAAGUCGAUCGCUGGCAGCGGCGGCAUAAAAGUGUGAGCGGUCCGGGUGAGCGCGCGAGAGGCGGCAGCUGGCUCUGCCCUUCGGGUGGCCGCGCCAGCCGCGGCGGCAGCCACAGGUGCGAAGGGGUUCGCAGGAGGCGAGAGGGCGCCCUAACACCCCUCCCCCAGCCCCCCCGCCCCAGCUUGGGACUUCAUCUCAAGUCACUUCGCGCCGGAGCUCCCUCCCCAGCCGCAGCCUCAGCGGGGGGAGCAAGAGCAGAAGAGGAGCGGCCGGUGCGCUACCGCCCAGGGGAGUUGGGGUUCGCAGGGGGUUGUUUUCGGCUCUGAAGAGGUCCCCGCCCAACCUUCAAAAUUUUGUCCAAAAGCAGACAAGAGGAUCGCCCCGCGCUGAGCCGGCUGGUGGGCAGCAGGAGGCGCCUGAUCGCCGCCGGGGCGCUGGGGGUGGUGAUGGUGCUGCUGUUGGUCAUCCUCAUCCCGGUGCUGGUGAGCUCCGCCGGCACGUCGGCGCACUACGAGAUGCUGGGCACCUGCCGCAUGGUCUGCGACCCCUACGGGGGCACCAAGGCACCCAGCACGGCCGCCACGCCCGACCGCGGCCUCAUGCAGUCCCUGCCCACCUUCAUCCAGGGGCCCAAAGGUGAGGCGGGUCGGCCUGGAAAGGCCGGCCCGCGUGGGCCUCCUGGAGAGCCUGGGCCUCCGGGCCCCGUGGGGCCACCGGGUGAGAAGGGCGAGCCAGGCCGCCAAGGCCUGCCGGGCCCGCCCGGGGCGCCUGGCCUGAACGCGGCCGGGGCUAUCAGCGCUGCCACCUACAGCACGGUGCCUAAGAUCGCCUUCUACGCCGGCCUCAAGCGGCAGCACGAGGGCUACGAGGUGCUGAAGUUCGACGACGUGGUCACCAAUCUCGGCAACCACUACGACCCCACCACGGGCAAGUUCACCUGCUCCAUCCCCGGCAUCUACUUCUUCACCUACCACGUCCUGAUGCGCGGAGGGGACGGCACCAGCAUGUGGGCUGAUCUCUGCAAAAACAACCAGGUGCGGGCUAGUGCAAUUGCCCAAGAUGCUGAUCAGAAUUACGACUAUGCCAGUAACAGUGUGGUGCUUCAUUUGGAGCCAGGAGAUGAAGUCUAUAUCAAAUUAGAUGGCGGGAAAGCUCAUGGAGGAAACAACAACAAAUACAGCACAUUUUCUGGAUUUAUUAUUUAUGCUGACUGAUAAUGCGGAAACUAAGCUUAUAAUUCAGAGCUUGAACACUGGAUUCGUAUGGCUAACGUCAGUGAAUCAAGGAUCCCAGGAGAUGCCAAUUGUGGGCACCUCAGUUGUGUGUAUGUGGGGAGAUCAAAUGCUACCUGACUCACAUCUGUGUCACUCAGAAAAACAUUAUGUAAAAAAAAAAAAAAAAAUUAAAAAUUAAGAGCAAGAUAAGCAGAUGUGUGAUCCACUACCGCCAAAGCAAAUACUUCUUAUUGUUAGUGUCCAUGUGAAUGAAGUCCUAUAUAGAUCACGAAUUUUUAUAGAAAAAUCUAAGACACUGAAUUAUUUCUUCAAUAUAUAUGAUACUUUGUGUACUGUGAUCUUGCUGCUUUUAUCCAUAUGUCAGCUUUGGUUCUUGUGAGUUUACCUGCUAAUUAUGAUACUUGGAAUCCAUUCAUAGUGUGGGGAAGAAUGAUUUUACCCUGCAGGAGAAGAAAAGAUUGAAACAAUGCUGCUUGUCCCCAAAGAAAUUGUUUGCCUUGUACUUUUGUCAACUUUAGAGCUAGACUUGGGAAUGAUUCAACUUCAAGCCUUAACCUGGAAUUUUCUGGAUUUGAGGGAAUUCCCAAACUUAUGGUAAUUUUCACAUUUUCUUUGUCUUAAUGAAUUUUCUUUUCUCUCUUUUCUGGUAUAGUCUUUAAAGAUAGAGAUUGAAAUUUUAGCAUAGGAUUACCUUCAAAGUGUGAAAAUGUAUAAUUAUGUAUGGUAUUUAGAAUAUCCCCUAUGUCUCCUUUUUGUCAAUAGGGUACAUUUAGAUUC